GAGAACCUUAGUGUUAUCGGAGUCCUGAUCUGUGAGCGGCUACUUAAAAUUCUCACUAUUGUUUUUGUGAUACUUGGUUUCCCAUUCUCUCUUCUUGCUUGUCUGCGUGUGAUUCCCCAGUACGAACGCGCGGUCAUUUUUCGUCUUGGGCGACUCACAUCAAGUUCUGCGCUUGGCCCCGGUCUUAUCUUCAAGCUCCCUUUUCUCGAUCAAAUGCGUCGAGUGGACUUACGAACCUUCACUUUUGACGUACCGACUCAGGAGGUUCUCACCAAGGACUCAGUCACUGUUGCUGUUGAAGCAGUUGUCUAUUAUCGCAUAUUUGAUCCCGUCAUGUCUGUAGUGAAUGUAGAGAAUGCAAAUCGCUCCACGCGUCUGCUAGCACAAACAACAUUGCGCAACGUUCUGGGCACAGUGGACCUCUAUGCUCUUCUCACCGAUCGAGAGGAAAUAGCUGCGAUGAUGCAAGAAACUCUAGACACGGCAACAGACACUUGGGGUGUGAAGGUGGAACGUGUAGAGAUAAAGGACGUUCGGUUGCCUCUCCAGCUACAACGUGCGAUGGCAGCGGAAGCGGAGGCCACACGAGAGGCUCGAGCAAAAGUAAUUGCUGCGAAGGGGGAGGAAGAUGCCUCCAAGUCGUUGAAGGCUGCAGCGAUGGAGAUUUCUGCUUGCCCAAUCGCCCUACAGCUGCGGUAUCUCCAGACCCUGGCAGGGAUUUCUGCCGAGAAGAACUCUACCAUAGUCUUCCCCCUACCCAUUGAUUUCCUGAACCUCUUUCGAGGUUUUAGAGAGAGUGGACGGGAGGGUAGGGAGUCGUGUCUUUCAGGUCUGGUCGACGUGCCCCACAUUCCACGGCCCCAAUUGACUCGAGAGGCGGAUGUAUCCAUGCUGAGUUUGCGCUGCUUGCCCUCUGGCCCUAACUUUAUAUAG
Molecule: messenger RNA, 933 nt
Organism: Hydatigera taeniaeformis
Lineage: Eukaryota; Metazoa; Platyhelminthes; Cestoda; Cyclophyllidea; Taeniidae
Source: the annotation of a GenBank genome assembly